This is a messenger RNA of Gymnogyps californianus (California condor), 614 nucleotides long. It is a transcript of the gene GABARAPL1, whose product is annotated as GABA type A receptor associated protein like 1. The record is from RefSeq and is a predicted model, not a curated record. The transcript has 4 exons. Gene Ontology annotation, biological process: autophagy of mitochondrion; macroautophagy; cellular response to nitrogen starvation. The coding region runs from base 107 to 460 and encodes 117 amino acids. Gene Ontology annotation, cellular component: cytosol; autophagosome; autophagosome membrane. NCBI's taxonomy places the organism in Eukaryota, Metazoa, Chordata, Aves, Accipitriformes, Cathartidae. Gene Ontology annotation, molecular function: ubiquitin protein ligase binding; GABA receptor binding.
CUCCGCUGCGCUGCGCUUGCGGGGGCGUCCGGGGGCUCGCCAAGUACCCGGCCGUAGGGGAGGGAGCCGCAGCAGCCCUCGGGAGGGAAGGUGACAGCCCGGCAGCAUGAAGUUCCAGUACAAGGAAGACCACCCGUUCGAGUACAGGAAAAAAGAAGGGGAGAAAAUCAGGAAGAAAUAUCCCGACAGAGUCCCUGUAAUUGUGGAAAAAGCACCAAAAGCCAGAGUACCCGACCUAGACAAAAGGAAGUAUCUUGUGCCUUCUGACCUCACAGUUGGCCAAUUCUACUUCUUAAUCCGAAAGCGGAUCCACCUGAGGCCAGAAGAUGCCCUGUUCUUCUUUGUCAAUAAUACCAUCCCUCCCACCAGUGCUACCAUGGGCCAGCUGUAUGAGGAUAACCACGAGGAGGACUAUUUUCUCUAUGUGGCCUACAGCGAUGAGAGCGUCUAUGGCAAGUGAGCACCAGCCCCUCAGGCAUGCAGGCGAGAUGGACUGAUGGAAUGGAUUUGGGGAGGGGAUGUUGGAGAGGAGGAAGGAGGAUGCCUGAGAAGAGGGGAAGAGAACUGGAAGUGAACCACAUGCACAAUGCCAUCACCUUCCAUGCAUUAAUUAU